CCAACAAAAAGUAAAUAGGAUGGCCAAUUAUGUUUUGUAUCAUGGGUCGCACUGCACUCUUGUAAACCAAUAUUUUUUUUCCAUUAUCUUUUCAUUCUCGGUAACUGGGUGGGGUUCGAGUCUAUCGCCUCUGGUUGCCGCCACUCCACCGUAACGACCGGAGAAACAAGUGUUUCUUUCACAAACUCUGUGGGAAACCCAAUGGGGAGAACUGCAGUGGGGUCUUUAUACACGUUCCGGGGCCGCUUCAACUGGUACUUCUAUUUUUCAGAUUCCGGGGCUGGUCGCUUUCUCUCGAUGUAAUCUGAUCCCGUGCAAGUGUCUUGGAAGCAUCAUCAGCUUUCACAAUUCUUAAAGGGAGGUGACUUGAGCGACCGAAGAACAAACGUUGAAUUCAGCAGGAGUGCACCUGGGAAAUAGACCACAUCAGCCACCAACCUACAGCUAUUGGACUGAGGACCAUUUGAGAUGCAUGGCCUGUAAGCAGCCAGCGCCAGCGAUGGCUCAUAGGAAGAGGCCAGGGACCAGCGGCUCCAGCUGCAGCAUGGUGGAGCCCCCCGUCCGGCCCCCCUGCCCCGCCGCCUACCCCCCAGAGCAGCACGACCAGGAGCAGGAGGUGGGGCCGGGGGAGGAGGAGGAGGACGUCCACUACUGCCGCCAGCAGGGCCUGGAGCCAGAGCUGACAGACAGCCGUCCAGACACACCUACUACACCGGAGCCGCAACACGAGCAUGAACACAGCCAUGACCACGAUCACCCAGACUGCCACGGCCAUGAUGACCACAGUCACAGCGAUGACCAUGCAGAGUGCCAUGGCCACGACCGCGAGCAUGCAGACUGUCACGAUCACAGUCACGACGAUGUAGACUGCCACGACCACGGCCACGUCCACGGUCACAUCAAUGACCACGACCAUGCAGGCUGCCACGGCCACCGUCACGAACACGCCGACAGCCUGGAUGGAGACUCCAGCUCUGACUAUGUGAACAACACCUCAGAGGAGGAGGACUAUGAUGAAGGUCUGCCGGAGGAGGACGAGGGCAUCACCUACUACAUCCGCUACUGCCCUGAGGAUGACAGCUACCUGGAGGGCAGCAUAGACUGCAACGAGGGCGAGGCUGACUAUACCGCCAGCACCGUGCAGCACGUCCGGGCUGAGCCCCCGGGCGACACAGACGAGUGCCAGGAAGCGGUGGAGGAGUGGGUGGAGGGAGAAGGUGGGGUGGAGGUGGGGGAGGUGCGCUGUGAGGUGGUGGAGCAGGACCCAGAUGAACAGAUCUACGACGUCCUGGACCACCACCCCCACCCCGCCGCCGUCCUGCAUGAGUCCCCCCCACCCACAGAGGAGGAGGAAGAGGAGGAGGUGAGAUCUGGGGUUGCUUACACUGGGGACUACUAUGGCCCAGAGGAGGAAAAUGGGAACUCCGUGGUUAACGAAUUGCGGUCUCCAUACCGUGGCCGUAAAGUGGUAGUGGAGGGGGAGACGGGGGAGGAGGCGGAGGAGGACAUUGACCAGAUAGUGGCAGAGAUCAAGAUGAGUAUGAGCAUGGGUAGUCUGAGCAGCGGUGGUACUGACCAGAGUCCUGACGAGCUGGUGCAAGACAGUGUACCCAGUGAUUACCAUCCUCCUGAGGCCCACGCCAAGCCUGAGCCUGCCCCCUACACCCCAACCUCACACCGCCACGACAGCAGACCCAAGUCCCUCAACCUCCCCUCCUCCACACGGCACAACAACCCUGAGCUCCAGAGGGGCUUCAAGGUUCGCUCCCGCACCCCGGAGGAGCGACAGCAGUGGGCUCAAGAACAGAUGACCAACGGUGCAGAGCAUCCCAGGAAACAGCAGCGUUCUGACCUCAACGUGCCGCUGGAGAACAACAAUGUCCCGGAGGAAACUAAGAAGGCUGCAUCUUUCCCCAGCUUUGUUGAUGUUCCGGGGCCCUGUGAGCCAGAAGAUCUUAUUGAUGGCAUCAUCUUUGCUGCUAACUACCUGGGUUCCACCCAGCUGCUCUCUGAGAGGAACCCGUCCAAGAACAUCCGCAUGAUGCAAGCCCAGGAGGCUGUCAGCCGGGUCAAGAGGGUUCAGAAGGCUGCCAAAAUCAAGAAAAAGGCGAGUCCAGAGGGAGACGCACAGACACUGACAGAGGUGGACCUCUUCAUCUCCACCCUGAGGAUCAAAGUGCUCAACGCAGACACACAGGAAACUAUGAUGGACAACGCCCUGCGCACCAUCUCCUACAUAGCUGACAUUGGGAACAUCGUGGUGCUGAUGGCGAGGCGCCGCAUGCCGCGCACAGCCUCCCAGGACUGCAUCGAGACCACACCUGGAGCCCCAGAGGCCAAGAAACAGUACCGGAUGAUCUGCCACGUCUUUGAGUCUGAGGACGCCCAGCUCAUAGCCCAGUCGAUUGGGCAGUCAUUUAGCGUGGCUUACCAGGAGUUCCUGAGGGCCAACGGCAUCAACCCAGAGGACCUGAGUCAGAAGGAGUACAGUGACAUCAUCAACACGCAGGAGAUGUACAACGAUGACCUCAUCCACUUCUCAAACUCUGAGAACUGCAAAGAGCUGCAGCUGGAGAAGCAUAAGGGAGAGAUCCUGGGCGUGGUCAUAGUGGAGUCUGGCUGGGGCUCCAUCCUGCCCACGGUCAUCCUGGCCAACAUGAUGAACGGUGGGCCGGCCGCCCGCUCUGGGAAGCUCAGCAUCGGAGACCAGAUCAUGUCCAUCAACAACACCAGCCUGGUGGGCCUGCCUCUCGCCACCUGUCAGGGAAUCAUCAAGGGCCUGAAGAACCAGGUGCAGGUGAAGCUGAACAUUGUGAGCUGUCCCCCUGUUACCACCGUGCUCAUCAAGAGACCAGACCUCAAGUACCAGCUGGGCUUCAGCGUCCAGAAUGGGAUUAUCUGCAGCCUGAUGCGGGGGGGUAUUGCCGAGCGGGGGGGUGUCCGGGUUGGCCACCGCAUUAUUGAGAUCAAUGGCCAAAGUGUGGUGGCUACAGCACAUGAGAAGAUUGUCCAAGCCCUCUCAAACUCUGUGGGCGAGAUUCACAUGAAGACAAUGCCAGCAGCCAUGUUCAGACUCUUAACAGGACAGGAGACUCCUAUGUAUAUAUAAAUCAAGGACAGAUCCCAUUUUCGUCCACAGAGGAGCUGUAAGCAGUGGUUGUUUACAGUCCAGUUGGAGAGCUCUAGGUGGACAAGAUUAGCAGACUAAUGAGUGUCUGAGGAUGGCUAGUGAGCCAGGGAUUGUCUUUCUUACUGUUGUGUCGCUGACUUAUCAUUUUUUUCCUCCCAUCUUUUCUGAGCUAACGUUCAUUCAACUGACACUCACGAUAUUUUGCUGAUGUUAAUACUAAAGAGGGUCAUCUGGGCAGAAGGUGUUUACGUUAUUUAUUGGUGUUUUUUUUUUGUUUUUUUGGACGCCUCACAAUGUAUAUUUUUAUAUUCAUAUCAAUGUCAUAUUGUACCUGCAUAUUGUUUCAUUUAGUUCUCUUUGCUCUGUUUAAUUUUCAUGUAAAUACAUAUUUUGCUAAUGCGUCGGAAGUAAUGGGGAAGGGUCAUGGUUGCUUUG
This is a messenger RNA of Oncorhynchus keta (chum salmon), 3565 nucleotides long. It is a transcript of the gene apba2b, whose product is annotated as amyloid beta (A4) precursor protein-binding, family A, member 2b. Gene Ontology annotation, cellular component: plasma membrane; dendritic spine; cytoplasm. NCBI's taxonomy places the organism in Eukaryota, Metazoa, Chordata, Actinopteri, Salmoniformes, Salmonidae. Bases 473 to 3109 code for a protein of 878 amino acids. Gene Ontology annotation, biological process: chemical synaptic transmission. The record is from RefSeq and is a predicted model, not a curated record. Gene Ontology annotation, molecular function: amyloid-beta binding; protein binding. The transcript has 14 exons.